CCCCAUACACGCACAUUAGACUUCUUAAAUACAAAAAUAUUACUUACACGGUUGAGCACACUAGCACUACAGUCUUUCUAUGCGUCUUUAUUUUGUAUUUCAUUUUUUAUUCCAGUCGUAUUCCACUUCGUUUCUUCGUUCAAUCUUUCUUUCAAUUGCUACAAUUGACAAUGUAGCAAUUGUGUACUGCAUUGGAUGCGUAUAACAGUUCUGGACACUUGGUCGUUCAAUCUUUUUUGCCAAAACUUUCACUUUUAGAAUAUCUGAUGGUGUGACGACAUCCGUCUGUACCAUCAGACUAGCUGAGUUCAUUCAAAGUCGACUGCCAGCCUCAGUGAAUAUUGACUCGCUGCUUGUUAGAGAGUAAUGGACGCUGUGACCUGUCGAAAUAUAGUUUACUUUUGUCCCACCAUACUGCGGACCCUGCGGAAAGACAUAUUACCCUGCUGCAGAGCUGGAAUCAGCUAUUAGUCACUUUGAGUGUGCCAUCUGAAGUUUGGGUCAGGACCUAGACUCUGUGGAGCUGCUGUCUGACUUUGUUUCUCGUGGAAGUACCAUUGUCUACAGGCAGAAUGUCCGCGAGACCAGGAGACCUUCCAGCGCUGGAGUCCGGCAUGCCGUCGGGGUUCUUCUACAGCCUGUCGAAUCCCAUGGGAAUGGCCCGGCGCACAUACGAUGAGAACCUGGACGUCCCCCUGAACUCCCCACCCCCGGACAUGAGUGUCAACAUCCUGUGGAAGGACCCGGUCAUUCCACGGCACAGAUUCAAGAAGCUCCCAGAGGAAGGGGAACGUCACCCCAAACCGCCAGCGCUGGAGCUUGGCGCCCCCGCUGUGGCCCCCCGGUCCCCGGCCCCCGUAGUGAGGGCCAAGGCGACGUCUCUCAUGAGCUCACUGAUGAUCAAGCAGUCCCAUGACAGCCUGCAGAGGUUCGAGCACCAGGCGGGGCUGACCGAUGACGUGUACUCCCCACACAAGGGCCUGUCUGCGGAGGAGACGCGCUCAGCCCGUCUGGCCGACGGCACCGUCCCAAAGCUGAGAAUGCCAAGCGGGGAGUUGAAAGAGGACAGACCUACGGCAUCGUCUCAGUCCACCCCGUACGGCACCCCCUGUGUGACCCCGUCCGUCACCCCCUGUGUGACCCCCUGCGUUAGCCCUCACAGUUCACCCGUGACCCCUCGCAGGUCCUGGUUCGGUUCUUCCAAUCUUCUCUCCCCCCCGGAGCUCGGCAGUCACAGCCCUAGCUUUGACAUGGGAGGCAACGAGGGCGGAGGAGGUGGAGGAGGAGGUGGAGGAGUAGACAGGUGGAGCUUCUUUGGGCCGCGGCCUGUCGUGCAGAAGUCCCCCACGGACCCGGGCUCAGACAGCGGCCCUGGGUUCACGCUGCAGACCUACUUCGGCCUGCAGAAGUCCACCACCAUGGACGCCAUCAAGACCCAGGUGCACCUGAAGGUGGACGACCCAGCCACCUUCCUGCCGCCCAAGAUGGACCUCUCAGGCCUGGAGUCCCGGCACGCCACCCAGCGGCCUCACAAACUCAAACCGCGGGACAUGAAUGUGCUCACGCCCUCGGGCUUCUGAGGCCAUCAAGUACCCACAUGACUCUAUUCCCCCCCCCCCCCCCCAAGCCCAGACACACGCACGCACGUACUCACACUCACGUCUCCUCUCACUACACUCUCCCAGAGAGGUGGUAUAAGUAUUACCCCCCCUGUGCCCCUCACUGAGCCAUGCCUGGUCCUGUCCACACACGACACAAGACGUUUGCCUGGACUCGUGGCUCCUGCAGCCCCAAACCACGUUUAUGAGUCCAUCUGAGGACCCCUCUUGUGUUCUUCUUUUGUUCUUGCUACAGUGUCGUAACAAACUCAAACUGCUCGUCCUAGUCUCAAUGGUGUGAAUGGGAUCGAUGCGUAUCUUCUCUUGAACACCGUUGGGGUGUGUUCAACCGCUCUCACCUUGUCCUCCCCCAGCCAAACUCCCCCCCCCCCCCCCACCCCCUUCUUUUAUAUGCUUCAUUUAAAAACAAAAUGAAACUUAUGUCAUGACUGAUAUUGUGCCUGAGAUAGCACUAUGUAUGCUUUUGGUCGCUGUGCUGAUUUAAUUUGCCUAAUUUAUUAUGUUGUUAGUAUGUUUGUGGCCUAGGUGCUGACUGUUGGAGUGCUUUUCUUCUGACUUGCAGUCUUUUUAUCAUUUUGAAGUCAGUAGUUUACAGUGCUUGGCUUUUGAUGUUUUAUUCUGUUCUGAUUUAUAUUCAAUGCGUUUCAUAAUGCCAAGCUACACCGCUGACAUGUUUUGAAGUUUGUAUUUUAUGCAAUUUGAUAGACAUUAUGUGGUCAUUUUGAAUUCAAUUUUUUUAUAUAUAUAUAUAUA
This is a messenger RNA of Gadus morhua (Atlantic cod), 2372 nucleotides long. Its product is annotated as putative monooxygenase p33MONOX. The record is from RefSeq and is a predicted model, not a curated record. Gene Ontology annotation, cellular component: cytoplasm. Lineage: Eukaryota; Metazoa; Chordata; Actinopteri; Gadiformes; Gadidae. Bases 573 to 1580 code for a protein of 335 amino acids. The transcript has 8 exons.